Molecule: messenger RNA, 3999 nt
Organism: Paramormyrops kingsleyae
Lineage: Eukaryota; Metazoa; Chordata; Actinopteri; Osteoglossiformes; Mormyridae
Product: E3 ubiquitin-protein ligase TRIM39-like
Molecular function (GO): protein binding; zinc ion binding
Source: RefSeq, a predicted model, not a curated record
GAAAGCAGAGUGGGAGCGUUUCCUGACAGCGGAUGGAGACAGAACCACAGCGGCGUGAUUAGAGGGCAGCGAUCGGCUGCACUUCCUGCCCCGUCCCACGCUUGUCCCAGCACACCUUGUGGGGGGGGCUCAUAGACCCAGUGGCCGUCUAGUUCUGAGGUACUGGGAAUGCUGGUAAGUGCGGAGCCGCACUGGGCCAAUAUCCUAGCGCCUCUCCUCUUUCAUUUGGUCUCAUUUAGUAUGCAAGGGAUCUGAGCUCAUAGACCCUCACAUGCCUGAGACCCCAGACUACAGGGUGCUGUUCGGAUUGUGUGGUCUGCAGGCAAGUCAGAAAUGCCAGCAGAAACUGAACAGGCUGAGCAAAUUCACUGUGUUGCUCCGCGGUUAGGUCUCUGUGCCUGCGACGGGAAGGAGGUCAGUCCGAAUAUCGUGCUCUGUGAUAUAAAAUGUUCAUACCUUUUCAUCUCUAGUACAAAUAUAGCCAUUUCCUCAGCAUGUUUAACAUCUUUCUCACUGUGUCUCCUAGUAUCAGAAUGCUGUCCUUUUUCUGUAAAAUGUUUAAGCCAGUGUUUCCCAAUCUGGACCUCAGAGACCUGCAGACAGUCUACGUUUUUGCUCCACCUGGGAGGGAGCAAAAACAUGGACCGGCUGUAGCUCCCCAAGAUCUGGGUAGGGAAUCACUGAUCUAGCCGAUUUACAAUCUGCAGGCUACGUACCACAGCACAGAGAGCAUAGAGGCAUGCACUCAGUGAACGACACGAUGCAUCGCAGGGGUACUGGCAGAUAUCUCUCAGCAUGCUGGGACGUGCUUGAUCACACCAACCGCAAGUUAACCCGUGGGUGGGAGAAACCUUAAAAAAGUUGGUUACUGUGAUUGUGACCUGGUAAUCCAGGUUGUAAUAGCAACUAGGCUUGGAAGAAGGAGCCGUCAGUGACCCGUGUUAGUGCUGGUGUCUCUUGUUUAUUCACCAUGUCGCUUUGCUCUAUGUAUCUGGUUUUGAAGUUUAGCAGCUAUCAUAAGGUUUGUGUCCGGUGUGAAAAUAUCAAUAAUGUUUCAGGAAAUGUAUAUAAGCACUGAAGAGACUGAAUCAGAAACACCGUGGUAGGAAGAUGGUCCAUUUCAGAUGUACAUCAGCAUGAAAGGUCCUGAUUCAGCCUGACAUCGCUUCCCCGUGAGACUCGGCUCUGAGUGCUGCAGCUAGAACAUCUUGAUCUGGUUUUCCCGAGAAUCACCAGCGACACGGAAACUCGACUGAUUUUACAAGGGACUCUGCAGAAAAGUUUGCCAUAAGCUCUGUGAUACUAACUUGACUCUCAAACAAAGGUAUGGCUUCAGCUACCAUUCAGAUGUCUGAGGGACAUUUGCAGUGCUCAAUAUGUUUGGAAGUGUUCUCCUGCCCUGUGUUUAUCCCAUGUGGCCACAGUUUUUGUAAAGACUGCAUCUGUCAGCAAUGGAGCGGUAACGACAAACAGCAGUGUCCGGUGUGCAAGACAACAUUCGACGAACCAGUUAAUCUUAAUGUAAAUGUUGCUUUGGCUGAGAUCACCAAGGAAUUGCGACAGAAGCGACUGAAACGGUCAUUUGAGUCCAGUGGUGUGGUCUGCGAUGUCUGUGUUGGUGAGCAGCUUGAUGCCGUGAAGACUUGCCUGCAGUGCCUCUCAUCUUACUGUGACAGCCAUGUUCAGGAACACCUGACCCAAUUUGAGGAGCAUGAGCUGGUCAGCCCGUUGGAGAACCCAAAGGACAGAAUCUGUGAGGUGCACAGCAAGCUCCUCGAGAUGUUCUGCAGGGAGGAUGAUAUGUGUGUUUGCGUGCUGUGUGCUGAGGUGGACCAUGAGAUGCAUCACCUUGUGCCAGUAGAGAGUGAGAGGACUGAGAAGAAGACCUGUUUGAGGAACACUGAGCUUGAGGUCAAGCAGAAAAUCCUGGACCGCCUGAAGAAGGUGGAGGAGCUCAGAAGACUAGUUAUGCUUGGUGAGAAGAAUACAGAGAAAGAGAUUGAGGAAGGUGUUCAGGUGUUUACUACUCUGAAGCAGACUAUUGAUAUUUGUCAGGCCAGUCUCAUCAAUGAGAUUGAGCAGAAGCAGAGAGCAGUGCAGCAGAGAGCAAAGGAACUCAUUCAGGCUCUCAAGAGCGAGAUCACUGCGUUGAAGGAGAAGAGUGCUGAGCUGAAGAGGUUCUCCAACAACAAGGAUCACAUCAACUUCUUACAGAACUUCUCAGCUGUCUGUGCUCAUCCAGAUACACAAGACUGGUCUGGUGUUUCUAUUCACACUGUCAUGUGUGUGGAGACUCCUAGGCUUCUCCUGUCCGUGCUGAAGGAGCACGUAAAACAGCUGGAGACCAAAAUCAUUCAGGCUGAGUGUGACAACGUCAAGAAGCACGCAGUGGUUGUUACCCUGGACCCCAGUACUGCACAUCCCAACCUAGAGGUGUAUGAAAAUUGUACAAAAGUAAAGUAUACUGCCGACGGCCAGAGAGACAACAGUCCGAAGAGGAUUUCCCUUUUCAGUUUUGGUGACGUCCAGAGAGACAACGUUCUGAAGAGGUUUUCUUUUUUCAAAGCUGUUCUAGGAAAGAAUGGCUUCACCUCGGGCAGACAUUAUUGGGAGGUUCAAGUAAAAAAUGCAUCUUGUGGUUUAGGUGUGGCUGUCGAAUCUGCCAUAAGGAAGAAAUCAGUUCAGUUAUCACCAGAAAAUGGUUUCUGGGUUGUUACCAACAGAAAUGAAAAUUUUAAGGCAUUGAGAAAGACUUUUAUACCCAGCCAAGUGGGUGUGUAUGUGGACUGUGAAAAAAGUCUGAUCUCCAUUUAUCAUAUGAACUCAAAGAGUCAUUUACAUACUUUCUCAAAUGUCACCUUCACUGAGAAACUCUACCCAAUCAUCAUCAUUUUUAGUAAAGACGAAGACCCAGUGAUGGUCUGUCCUGUUCCUGCUGCUGCAAAUUAAUGGGUUUAAAAAGGGAGAGAAGUGUCCCUUUGCCGGUCUGCAGGGGGCGCUUGUCCGUCAGGAGGCACAAGCAGAGGCACCCUAGGCAAUUUAGAGGGUAUGUAAAAUUUAGACAAUCUUCAUGUUUUUAGCAAUUUUUAGAAGCAGGAGCUAUCACAUUAACUUCUUUUUUUUUAUUAUUUUGCUUAUGUGCAUAUACAUUUGGGUAUUGUCACUGUCAUGGCGCUCUUCAUACUGAAAGUAAAAUUAAUCUUGUCUGUCAGGUUUGACUGCCAGGUUGAUAUACUCUUGCUUCGAACAUAAUCCUGAGAUUAUUUUUUUUUUAGUCGUAAUGUAAAUAAACUCGGAGAUCCCUGGCCUGUACUAUAUGAUUUCAUCAUUAUCAAUUUAUUUGUUUAAACUAAAACACAAACUAUAAAUGUUUUUCCUUUGAUGGUGUGUAACGCAGUGAGCCCCAGCGGAUGGGUUGGGCAGAGCAGAAUGAUGGACAAACGCAACAGAAGUCUUCAAAAAAUAGAUGUUUAUUUGUAGGCUACCGGCAGGUGACAAAACUGACAUAAAACAAAAAAAACACUGAUUUCAAACACAAACAAAAUUCUGGGACAAUACCCACGUUAACUUCCACGCAGAACAGUCCAACACGAUCUCUCACUGCAGAAGCAAAUCUCUCGAAUGAGCCACGCAGGACAUAUUUGAAACGCUAGGCAACACCAUUGACUGUUUUAAAAUCAAUCAACUGCUAAACACAUGAUUUUACCAUCUUAAACAUUUUACCUGAACGGAAUACAUUUUAGAUUCAAUGUACAAGUUAUAAAAAUAUCAGGCAACACUUCCUUAAUAAAAUAACAAAAAGUACCAUGAACCCCCCUGCUCUCCGGUUUCUUGGAGCACACCCGGAAGAGUGACACAGGUAACUGGCUACAAACAUUUUAACAAAGUGAAUUGUAGUAAACAUGCAAAUGUUCUGAUGGUAAAUUGUGCGCACCUUAAAGAACCUUUACAUGGGUAUUGUUUACUAUGAACUCGAAUAAAUGUUUGUACUACGGACAA